Cylindrotheca closterium is the source of this 387-nucleotide messenger RNA. NCBI's taxonomy places the organism in Eukaryota, Bacillariophyta, Bacillariophyceae, Bacillariales, Bacillariaceae. The record is from the annotation of a GenBank genome assembly.
AUGAUGCAGAUCAAGGCCAAGUUCAAUACUGAUGAAGGUCUGAACUUCAUUCAACAGUACUACAUUAACCAAGGACUGAAGAAGUUUGGUGCUGAUGGAAAAGAUGCUGUGCAUAAGGAAUUGAGACAAAUGCUCCUGAGAGAUUGUUUUACUCCCAAAUUUGUGAAAGACAUGACCGCGUCUGAGCAAAAGAAAGCCCAAUCAGUGAUGAUGUUACUGGCGGAAAAGCGAUUCGAAAAGAAAAUUAAAGGUUGCCUAGUAGUAUACCAAGGCAAUGUAACUUGUGAAUGGUUAUUGGGAGAGGACACUGCAAGUCCAACUGCUUUGCAAGAAGCAAUUGCCACUACUUGUGUUAUUGAUGCACAUGAAGGUAGAUGCCUGAAGUAA